Messenger RNA from Penaeus vannamei (Pacific white shrimp), 9303 nucleotides. Lineage: Eukaryota; Metazoa; Arthropoda; Malacostraca; Decapoda; Penaeidae. The record is from RefSeq and is a predicted model, not a curated record.
AUGCUGAAUUAUGUAGUACGUCAUCGGAGCACCAUAAAGAACUUUGGCAUUCACAUCGCAAGGGUUGUCGGUAUUUGGACAAGAGCUCUUCGCAAGACCCUGACUCAUCGAGAACCUAAUCCUCCGUCAGGUGCAUUGCUCAAUAUACCCGAUCAAUAUGAAAUUUAUGGCGUGCCAUCGAGCUGGAAGUUGGAAUUUUCUCGACCGACGGAUUCGAUAAAUGAUGUGACCGUGAUGCUAGAAGUGAUGAUUUCAAUAUACUAUCCUCCCACUCCUCGUAAGAUGAAACGCGAACUAAACAACACAACUACUGCAACCAUCCUGUUUACAAACUUGCUGUUUUUACUAGCUAUCACCCAUAUUGUUCUCAACAAUAGCAAAUGCAAAGUAGAUAGCCGUCUUCCGGCCGACAUAAUUAAUAUGAGCCGAUGCGAGCGUAUGGUUGAUCGUUUCAUGCUAUUGCAUUAUAGGAGAGCAGUGGUUCUUAAACACUUUUAUUACCACGUCUUCUUUUCGCUGGCCCUCGCCUCUGCUCCGACGCCUCCUCGCGCCUUCUACCAAGUGAUUAAUAGCUCGUGUGCUCUCUCCGCUUCCAAGGAACUUCCGUCCUCAGGUUUGAAAAUCACUGCAGCAGAAGAUAUAGCUUUCGUAUAUUCAAUUAUAUCUUUUAGGUGUUCUAGUAAAACGAAUGCACCAGAGACAUGCGCGCAAAGCAUGAGCCUCUCUGAAAGGCACGACCCAUGGACGACCUUCUUCUACAACACCCGCGACGCCAACGAAGAGGCAGUCGGCCAGUGGAAGAAGACGCUCCGGCACCGCGACCAGCCGAUCACUAUUGUAGGAGAGGAUGAGAGUUCCUACGCGGACGACACCCGAGAUGGACGCUGGAGGAGUCGCGAGCGUGUGCCGUCGGGCUCGAGGACGGGCCGGGACGCCUCCACCAAAGAGUAUUGGAAACGCGUCAGAUCGCUGUCCAGGGAGAACAAGCAGCGCCAAGAGGCUCGAGAGCGGCAUGCGAGAAGGCUUGAACUUGAGGAGCGCCGAAGGAGGGAGCAGAUCCUUGCAGAGAGGAAGAAGGAACGGGAUACCCUGAUGAUGAAGUUCCUGCGCGAGCCCAUCCGCCAGCGACGCGCAGCUCAGGCCGCCGAGAAGGCUGCCUCCAAGCGGGUCGAGCAGGAGGGCGACCAGGACAACGACGGAGGAGAAACGUCCGUGGCUAGCAGUGAAGGAAGGAUACACAGCAGUCAGUCUGUUCCCGAUCUGGAGGAGGCUCUAAGAAUUGUCCGAGGGGAAGAUCAGGCCCUGGAUGCCAGAGCUCAAGCUUUCCUGAGUCCUACCAAAAGACGGCGCCCAGUGAAGGAGGACGAGUCCCUUUGCAACAGGUACCUGCGCACUCAAACCCGUCCCUCCCGAGGCUCCCCAGGUCCUCCGCGUCGGCCCCCUGCGCCUCCAACCCGCCCUUUUCCUCCAGGUAGCACUGACGAUGUCAUCCGCGAGAAUCAGAAGCCCUAUCCUACUCGUCCGCCAGAGGAGCUCCUAGCCCGAACCCGGCAGCUGAGAGGGAAAGCGGCCAGGGAUGAGAAUGACAGCCUCAAGUUGGGCACAACCAAAGUUCUCAGUGACACCUUCUGUGUUGCCUCCGAAGGUCGGAGCGCGGAGAUGCUCCUGACGGAAUACAGACCUCCAGCUGACAGCCACAUUAUGGUGCUUCCGCGUCCAAGGUUAGAGCGACGUAGUUCCAUGCCGGAUUUGAGGGAUUUUCGUUGUGUUAGUUCCGCUGUUGUUUACGAGACAAUUGCCACAUUAGGUCGUCUAGGGGAGGCACGGGGAUUGCUUGUGGUGCCGCCGAGGGAAAAUGGCCCAAGCACCAUUUCCCAAGUCGCUGUCCCAACACCAGAUAUUAUGCUGGAAAAACAGAACAACGAUAAAGCACAGACAACCCCGCAACAAUGGGCUCGAAAGAUGAAUAAGUUUAUCCAUGAGGAAACCCAGGCAGUGUUACAAGCCAGCCCUCUUCUCGAAGGCCUCUCACCAAGUGGUCAAAGUGGAGCAACAAAGGGCAGGCGGACACAACGAAAAGAAUGGAUAUCUAAGCAUACCUCUGUCAAAACUUUACAGAAGAAAAUUUUACCGAAGUCAGUGACAGAUUCUUCUUCUCAGACAGAUACCAUCAGACCUAUUUCCGCUGUACACCAUCGCCGUAACUCUAUUGGCAGCGAAGGUGCUGAAUCAGUGUAUUAUGAUAGCUUGGAGGAGGAGGACAGCAGAAGUGCUAGUUACAAGGCUGGCCAUCAAGCAUUUUAUGUGCCAAUAACUAGUGAAGCAGAAGUGGCCAUCAACGCUGGACCCACACUGCCUGCCAGACUGUCAGCCCGGUUGGAGGAGAGGCGAGCGUCCACUAGACGCCAUUCGAGGUCCGGUUCCCUUGGGGUCAGCAGCCUCGCCCUCACUGGCAAGCGAGUCCAUCUCAUAGAUGAAGCAAAGAUGGCUCAAAUGAUUGCAAGUGGGGAGGAUACUAACGGAUUUGAAGUACCUGAAAGUUUGCUUGAAACCAACGAUGAUAUAGGGGCAGAAAGUGAUUCGGACAUCUUAGACAGUCCAAAAGUGAAAAAUAUGAAGAAGGACACAUUAGUGUCUUGUUCCUCUGAGCAAGACACUGAUACCUCACAGUCGGACAUUGUACAGCUUUCCUCAACAAAGAAUUCAUCACAGCGAGGAUCCUCAGAAGAACCACCAAAGGCCCAUGGUGACCAUGUCGUUCCAGAAACGGUAAAUUCUCAGCCUAUGACAGACACUUACACAUCAUUUUCUGAUCAUUCCAACUCAGACUCUUCUACCGAACCCUUAGAAGAUAUGCAGACAAAAAAGACUCCUGAGAAAUCUGAGCAAAGUACUGCCGAACUGACUGCAGACCGGGUGAAUGGUGAGCCUUUUAGCAACAGUGAACCAGAGUUUAAUAAUGAUCAGGAUGACAGUGGGAAGGAGACUGUCCCCCAAAGCAGCGAACAAAAUGAAAACAUCAAGAUACAGGUGACUAAUGAAAAUGGCGAGGAUGUGGAUCCCAACACAGACACUGAAGUAAAUUCGCCAGAUCUUCCAAAUGGCGAUACAAACAAUCCUAUUAGUGAGGAAAAACACACUUUAAAUGACAAUAAUCCUGACACAGAAAUAUCUGAUCAUUAUGAAUCAGAUACUUUUCAAUCAGGUUCCAUGGAUAACAGCAUCAAUGAAUACAUUUCUCCCAGAGAUGUUGUGGAAAAUCAUAAUCCGUCUAUCCAGGAAUCUGUUGACCUUCUUAGUGCUAGCGACAGUAUAGAGGAAGUCAGUGAGAAUCUUGUAAGUGAGACACUAGAUGACGAAGCCAUUCACAGCAAUAGCAAUGAUAUCCAAGAAGACUUAAGCAGUUCUUCAGUACAAGAACAAUAUGAAAUAAUCGGCUUUACUUCCAAUGGAAAAGAAAUGCUACUGGAAAGUGGAUUCAUCGACUGUGAUGACCCAAGUUUGCUGCCAGAACCUCUCAGCAUCAACUGCGAUGAGAUAUCUCCAACACUCAUUCAGACGAGCAGAGGUGAGGUGAACGAUGCGGAAGCAAACGAAGAACUAGCUGAAAAAGAUUUGAAUUUGCAGUUACAUAACCAGUCAGUUCAGCAGACAUGUCCUACUUCUACCCUAGAAAAGGAAGAGACAGAAAAUGAAACUGCAGAAGCAGAAACAAGUGAAAUUACAGUAAAAGCUGAUGGUGAUGCAGAAGUGCCAAAUACGGACAUGACCAAUUAUUUUACAAAUGAGAGUGAACUUCAAACAUCAGAUAAUACUCAAGAAGAUGCAAGGCAAAGCGUAACUGAAAAUGUGAAUGACGUUAAUGUGGAAGAAACUAAGAAGGAAAACGCAGAAAACACCUUAGACGAAAGUGAACCACCAGACACCGAGAUAGACAAUGAAGAGUUGAGCGAUGGCACAGAUUCCUGGGAUCGCGUGACUGUAGUGAGAGUAUCUUCAGGCAGCACAUCGGAGAGCAGGAAUGACACUCCAGAUAUUGACAACGAAGGUACAGACACCUUGCAAUCGUCUGCCGAGGAAGGCUCUAGGAGCAAUGUCUGUCAGGAACCCCCAUUAAGCCCUCAGGACCUUACAGCAGAUGCCUUUAGUGCAACAGAUGCAAGUCUUUUGGAUGAAAUUUUCCGCAACGCAAGUCCCCAUGAUGGCAACUGCUCUCCUGUGGACGAGAGCAGCUCCGGUCUCUCGACCAUCGAAGAGGACGACGACGAGCACCUGGAAUAUGCCCAAGACGAUGAUCCGAACCCACUUCUUGAGGACACUGUGGUUGGGGAACAAUCUCCCCCAGCAGACACGAAACUACAUGAGGAAGAAAACAGGAAUGUGUCUACAGAGGAACUGCACAGGGAAGAGGACAAAAGUAUUUUAGUAGAAAAGGAGGAAGCACUGCUCUUGAAAAAUGAAGAUGAAACAAAUGAAGUGGAGAACAAAGAUGAAAUCGAAAAGGAAGAAAAUUGUAUUCUUUGUGGAGGUGAAAUUAUUGUAGCACAUGAUGAUGAAACUCUAAACGAUGAAGAAGAUAUUGUUACUGACGUAGCAGAAAGUUCUCUACUUAUAGUGGAUACAGAAACCCCAACUGGAAUGGAUGCAGCGGAAUGCAUGCCUGAAAUGGAAAAAGAAUAUGCUCAGGGUGAGGAUGUUAUUGUAACUGAUGGUUUUAAAGAAGUAAAUGCAAAUGAGAAGGAAGGGGAUAUAACAGACUUGGACGAAAAUGCCAGUGGCAAUACAGCUGAUGAAUUAAAGGAUACAAGUGUAACUGAGGGAGAAGCAGAUACAAAUACGACAAAAAAUAAUGAAGAGGUAACUUUAGAUGAGCAUGAAGCUAAUAUACACAGAGUUGAAGAAAAGUCUGAUGUGGCUGAAAAAGUGUUAGGUAUAGCCGAGACUGAUGAAAAGGCAGAUUUAUCCUUGGCUGAGGAAGGAGUAGACUUAAGUGUGGUAGAAGUUGAACACGAAACAUCUGUCGCUGAGGAAGAGGAAGACAUAGUUGAAAACGAAAAAGAAGACAUCGAUGAAACCGUGGAGAAGGCAGAGUUCAUCUUAGCUGAGGAAAAAACAGAUAUAAGUGUGGUUGAAGAAAAGGUAUCUUUAGCUGAAGAGGGAGAAAAUAAAGAUAGGACGGAAGUUAUUAUGGCUGAGAAAGGAACAGAUAUAACUGUUACUGAGGAAAAUGAAAAUAUUAUUGUGUCUGAUGGACUGGCAGAUGUAAAUGGGAUCGAAGGAAGCCUAACUAAGACUGAGGAGGUAGAAGAAGUAACCGAAGAUAAACCAAAUUCAUGUGCGCCAGAAGAUCGAACAAAUACAGCGGCGGAAGAAUUAGAUAUCAUUGUAGCUGAAGAAGAAGCACCUGUGGUCGAGGAAGAUGCUGAAGUAUCUAUCUGUGAGGAGAAAGUCGAUGAAGCUAAGGAGGAAUUAAAAAUUGAUGACGAAGUAGAAGAAACUGAAAUUAUCACUGAAGAAGAUAUAACUGUGGCUGAAGCUGUGGUAAAUUUUGCUGGGGAUAAAGGAGAGGUUUCACAAGCAGAAGAUGAAGCCGGAGUAACCAUAAUGGAGGAAGUGACAGAAGUUUCAGUGGCUGAGGACAUGAUACAAGUAACAGAAGAAACUCCAGUACCCGAGAAAGAGGCAGAGUUAACAAUAGACGAGGAAGUAGCAAAUGUUCUUUUGAGUGAGGGAGGAGAAGAAAGAGUAAUUGAAGAAAAUAAUGGCAAAGAUUCCGAAAUAAAUGAGGCCGAAGAAGUGGGAGUUACUCUGACAGAACAGGAGGCAGAAGCUUCAGUGAUGGAGAAAGGCACAGAUGGAGUAGCAAAUGUUUUUAUGGCUGGGGAAAGGGAGGAAGAGGAAAUAACUAUGGCUGACGAAGUAACGGAUGUUUUGAUGAACGAGGAAAAUGAAGAGGAAAUAACUAUGGCUGAUGAAGUAACGGAUUUGAUGAAAAAGGAAAAUGAGGAGGAAAUAAGUAUGGCUGACGAAGUAACGGAUCUUUUGGUGAAAAAGGAAAAUGAAGAGGAAACAACUAUGGCUGAUGAAGUAACGGAUGUUUUGAUGAAAGAGGAACAUGAGGAGGAGAUAACUAUGGCUGAUGAAGUAACGGAUGUUUUGAUGAAAGAGGAACAUGAGGAGAUAACUAUGGAUGAUGAAGUAACGGAUCUUUUGAUGAAAGGAGAAGAAGAGGAACAGGAAAUAACUAUGGCCAACGAAGUAGAUGUUUUCAUGGCAGAGGAAAACGAGGAAGAGGGAAUAAGUCUGGCCGAGGAAAUAACAGAGGCCACAGUAGACGAAGAAGAAAUUAGCUUAACUGAGGCUGAGGAAGGUACAGAUGCCAUUGUGGCUGAAGAGGAGGCAGAAAUUACUGUGACCGGAGAAAACCCUGCAAUCGUAGUUGAUGAAGAGGCAAAUGAAUUAGGAGAGCAAUCUAUCCCAAUAGAUGUGGAAGGCGACGAUGCAACAUUUUUUGAAGCCAUCGGAGGAAAUACUGAAUGUAAAGAGAAUGUAGAGGAGAUAGAGCACAGUCACCCCUGUUUAGAGGGAGGUACUGAAGUCUUAACUACGGACGGUGCAGAUCUUGGCGUAACAAAGGAUAUGCACGAUGUCGAUGAAGAAACGGUGACUGAGGAAAUGCCAGAAUCUAUUUAUGAAGAAGAAAUUGACAAAGACAAUGAUGAUGAUACAUUUUGUCUUUCAGUGGAUAGACAAAUCACCAAUAUUAAGGAGCCGCAAAACGAUGAACUGGAUCCAGAUAAAGAUAUCGAUGAAAGUCACGAUGAGAGUAUCGGCGAUCUAUUAGAAAACGACCAUGACCUGAUUGACAGAGACGAAGCAUCCAUAGCAUCCCACCAUGACAGCGAUGGGGGCGAGUCUCUGCUGAUGAGUGAUGCCACGCUGGACACAACGGAGCCAGAGACCAAGGCGGAGUAUGAGGAGAUCUUGGGCAGUGUUCUAGAAACGGAAAUCAAGGCAGAGUAUGAGGAGCUUAUAGGCAGCGAGAAGGAAACCAGUGAUAAAGACAUGUAUGAGGACAUGAUAGACAGAGUGGAAAGCAGCAUAGAAGAGAAGGUAUAUGUGACCGAUAAGAAGGUAUCAAGAAAUUUUAAUUCAUUUUUAAUGAAGUCGGGCGCAAGCAACGACAUGAAUCACACUAAAAUUAUGGAAAGUAGUGAUAUACAGCAUGCGCAAGCAGCUUGGGAGAAUGAUGGCGAACUCAAUGAAGGAAGUUCUAGUGAUCACACCAUCACACUAGGAAAUCAUGAUGACAAUGAUGGACUCUCUGACAAAGAGGAUUCCGCAGGAGCCCAUGAUGGUGACGAACAGGAGAGGAGUGGCAGUAAUUGGGCAGCAAGCGUCAGCCAAGCUGGUGAGCAGACUGAAUGCGAGGUAGGGUCGCUGAAUGUCGAUAGACAGGCUGAAGCCUGUGUUGAUGCCCCUUCGAGUGCUUCCUCUGAUGCCUCUCCUCGGGAAAGGAGCGAAGGAGACCACGGGGAGGCUGUGGCUGCUGCCAACUCGCCCUCAUCAGAUUCAGGUGUUGUAGAGAUGGCAGGGAAGACUGCACACUCGCCUUCAGAUGCUUCUGUAGAGGAAGUGGUUGCUGAAGAUCACAAUCCUCGCGGCCGUGACGCUCAGGAUUCUUCCCGUAGUGAAGAAUCUGUUCGCAGUGCACCGCCCAAUCGAAGGACUUCCAGUAAGCAGGCCAAGGAUCGAGCCAACCGAAUCACCAGUGGGCGCCGCCGCUCCUCUUCUGGCUGUGGUCGUGCUUCUCUGGAUGGUGGUGACGUCACGACCCUGCACGGCUGGACAACAUUCACAGCACCUGGAGAUAAUUCUGACAAUGAUAGCUCAAAGCCACGAAGACGUCACUGGGAAGCUCCUACGAGCGACAGUUUCCAGAAUCUCCCACCACAAGUGGACAGCGAUGGAGCCUCCCUGAGCAGACACCGAAUGGUCCAAGAAUACCUGGACAGUCUUCAAAACCACCAAAUAUCCAAGGACGGGUCACCUCGUUGCACAGUGGGAAGCGGUCCCCACUCAAUCAACGAUUUUCCGACAGACAACGUGAGUGAAUUGGACACCUCAGACUCUGGGGACAUGAGUUACUCAGAACGGCUGCUGCGUGUCCUUGAGAGCCGUAGAUCCCGGCGUCAUCGCCCUCGCUCUUCCAACAUCGACGGGGAGGACACGCCUACUCGGUAUCGACCCUCUGCCCUCAGUGCCCUGGACGUCUUUCUAACAACGUUGUCGCGGUACCGAGGGGGGCAGCAGUUUGAAGGCGACCCUCCUCGGGAUCCGACCCCUCCACCUCUCCCUCAGGAUAGCGAGGACAACGUGACGGUGCAAGUGAAAACUGGGCCGCGGCAGCACGAUGUCCGCGUCAGCUCAAGACGCCAGGUGCGCCUCGUGGUCAACGUGGGAAACCCCACAAGAGCCUCCGACUCGGGCUGUGUGGCUGACUCGUCGCAAUCGGAACGCAAAGUCAAGCGCACAGGGCCCGUGGGUGGAGGCUCACCUACAGGCCGCAGGCGCCCCACGAGAAAUGUGAGCGAGACCCGAGCUCCUGGCCACGCCCGAGCCAAUGCAGCAUCUGACCCUGAGGUUGAUCAGCUACUGUCUGACGUGAGAGAAUACCUCAACAAAAAACUCAGCAGACAAAGCGGCGCAGAGGAGAGCGGGGACCAGGCGCCACCAGACGGUAUCGUCGUGGAAGGCAAUAACAUUGAAAAGUGUUUCACGGAACGACCACCAGGGGGUGGACGGGCCAGACUUUAUCCAAAACAUCGGCCGAAGCAAGACGAACGGAGACAAAGAAUGGCUGGAGAUCCCAAGCAGAAGGAGAGACAGAGGAUCCAGCAGUCGAUUCAUGCCAUAAACGCGCUUCUGAAGCAAUAUUCCUGAGAUCUUUGCCGCUUCAGAGAGCAAUGACCGUCGCCGAUAUGUCUGAAAAAAAAAAACACAUACUGGAUACUUUUAACUUUGAAACUUGCUCUCCGUCCAGGCUUAACAACGUCUCCAGCCUCGCUUAGUGAAACUGAAGUAUCUAGCGCGAGAGGUUUCGCCGGCUGCCUCGAUGGGGUUCACAAUACCUUCUGGGGCUUAACUUUAUAUACUCAGUAAACUCGAUUGAUGACAUGUAAAUAAGAGAUGUGGAUAUGUGUAUAUAUAAAUUAAAAUAUAUCCGUCCCAUUAUAUACACUAUAUACUGUACUGUAGGAUAUAUUCAUACGGAACAUUGUGUGUAUGUGUGCAUACACACAA